Molecule: messenger RNA, 2454 nt
Organism: Magnusiomyces paraingens
Lineage: Eukaryota; Fungi; Ascomycota; Dipodascomycetes; Dipodascales; Dipodascaceae
Exons: 2
Coding region: 1-2454 (817 amino acids)
Biological process (GO): spliceosomal tri-snRNP complex assembly; mRNA splicing, via spliceosome
Cellular component (GO): precatalytic spliceosome; U4 snRNP; U4/U6 x U5 tri-snRNP complex
Molecular function (GO): GTPase activity; GTP binding
Source: RefSeq, a predicted model, not a curated record
AUGUCGAUGUCUGUGUACGAUAAUAUUACAUCUCAUCAGCAUCUGUCAGGUCCUUUGGGGUCACGUCCAGCUACACCAAGUACUAAGAAGCUGACUAAUUCCAGUUUUGAUACCGGAAAUGGGAUUCAAAAUGAAUAUUGUGAACCAAAAUCUUCAUUAAAUUCUUUUCAAAAACAUUCGACGUCUAUAAAUCCAGGACGACCCGAAAUAGGUUCAAUAGCUGGAGUAAAUAAUCAUUUUGAAUCAAUAAGAAAUAAUUCUACUUAUUUCUCUGAGCCAAAUCAAAAAAUUGAAGAUCCACCAAAUUUUCAUGUUAAAAUCGUAUGUGUGGGUGAUGGAGGAUGUGGAAAAACUAGUUUACUUCUUACUUAUACGAUUGGAAAAUUUCCAACAAUAUAUGUUCCAACUGUUUUUGAAAACUAUUUGGCUAAUAUUAAGACACCUAAUGGACAAGUAGUAGAAGUUGCUCUUUGGGAUACCGCAGGCCAAGAAGAGUAUGACCGUCUUCGUGUGCUAUCAUACCCAGAAGUCAAUAUAAUCCUUAUAUGCUUUAACAUUGAUUCUCCCAAUUCACUAGAAAAUGUUGUUGACAAGUGGUUACCUGAAAUAUCUCACUUUUGUCCAGGAAUACCAUUUCUUUUAGUUGCAUUGAAAACAGAUUUACGAGCUGAACUCAAAAAUAAAAACAUGCAGUUUAUUACUCAAGAGCAAGGUAAUUCAGUUUCUAAAACUAUUGGUGCCAAGGAGUAUCUUGAAUGUUCAGCUAGAAUGUCUCUUGGUGUAUCCGAAAUUUUUACAACAGCGAUAAAUAUUGUGAUGCAUGAUUAUAAUGAGAGUUCAUAUUCCUAUAACUUAUCUAUGUCUCUCAAUAAUGCUCUUUUUGCUGAUCUUGAAAGUGAUGAUGAUACUGAAUAUACCAGAGAAAAUUCAACGGUGAAUGAUGUCACUGAAAAUAAAGUGCCAAUAAAAAUAGUAAAAAUUAGGUCAUUGAGGGAAACAGCGCAAGAUUCUCUUUCCGGUUCUGAUUCAAAACAAAUUACCGAUGUUACAUCUGUUUCUGGUCUAAUGAAUCGUCUUAAUCUCAUUUUAAAUCUUAUUGACAAAACUGCUUUAGGUGAUUCUACAGAAUAUUCUUUGCUUGUAGAAGCAAACUCUUAUUCUGUAGAAAUUGACGAUGCCAUUUUAACUGUGCAUCAAUUCAUUAAAAAAAGAUACCAAAAACGAUUUUCUGAACUAGACUCACUAGUCCAAACACCUGUAGAAUAUGCCAGGGCAGUUUUGGCUAUUGGAAACAAUGUUAAAACAGAUUCAGUGACAAGCAGUGAGUCAGCAGAUGUGAACCUUUCAAAGCUAAAACUAGUAGUUUCACCAGCAACCUUUAUGAUUAUUUCUAUGGCUUCUUAUGAAUCAAAAGGAGAAUCUUUAUCAAAUGCAGAGUUAAAGGAAGUUUCAUCAGCUUGUGAGCUUCUCUUGUCUCUAAAAUCAGCUAAAGACCAAAUCACACAAUUUGUAUCGUCAAGGCUUGCGCAUUUUGCUCCCAAUGUUACUGAAGUUAUAGGAUCGCAUGCUACCGCUCAAUUACUUGGUGCAUCUGGUGGCUUAAAAAAGCUUGGGGCAACACCAAGCUCAAAUAUUCCCUCUUUGGGUUCUAAAGGUAUAGUAGGUGUAGAAAUUAGCCAAACUCCUACUCGAGAUCGAGGGUUUUUGUAUUAUUCACCAAUUGUACAGAACGUCCCGCCAGAAUUUCGAACUCAAGCAAUGCGAAUUAUUAGUGGAAAACUUGUUUUAGCUGCUCGUGUUGAUUUUUCGAACUCCAUUUCUAAAAAAAGACUUGGCAAAGAUGCUGAUGAAUAUGGUAAAAAGCUACAUCGAGAAAUUAUGGAAAAAUUAGAAAGACUAUUAGAGCCACCGGAAAAUAAAUCACAUAAAGCAUUGCCGGUUCCAUUAGACAAACCUUCUAAAAAACGAGCAGGAAGAAGAAUUCGCAAAUUCAAAGAACAACAUAAAAUGACUGAAUUACAGCGUGUACAAAACCGUGUUACAUUUGGUCUUGAAGAAACAUACGACAAUGAUUUGGCAGAUUUGGGUGGUUCUUUAGGAACGACUUCUGCAAAAAGUUUAUCGAUUGGAAACUCUGGACAAAUUCGUAUUUUGAAUCUAGAAAAGUCGCAGGGGAAAAUAUCAAAAGGAAUGGCAAACCGUUUACAGAGGCUUAAUGGAAAAAGUCUGGGAAUAAGCAAAAAAAUCAGUAACGAUAACUUCUCAAGUGGUAUGGUUUCCUCUAUUACUUUUUCACAAUCUCAAGGAAUUGAACUCGUUGAUCCUUCUAAAAAAAGUAAAAAUUCAUCAACAAUGUCUAAUGGCAAGGAAUGUAAUAAUUGGUUUCAGUCAGGUGCUUUUUCGUUACAUAAUAAAGAUUUUUUUGAUUUUGAUGCAAAAAAUAAUCAAAAUUAA